AUACCGGCAGCAGCGUGCAAGCAAUGGAGUAAUCAAGGUCUAAAAUGAUGCCGAAAAAAAAAUCAUUAUAGAAAAAAACCAAUCAAAUGAGGCAGAAGUUAGCAUUGGAUAUAAAAAAGAGAGUAAAGGGCCCGCAACGGACGGCGAUUUAUAUGCAAGAUUUGUCCUGGGAUGAAGAACUAGGGACAAUUGCGCAGAGAUGGACCAAUCAGUGUAUUAAACAUUAUGACGAUUGUAAGGACGUAGAAAGAUUCAAAGUUAUACAGUACGUAGUCUCGAAAUCCUCUGUGGAUGAAAAGGAAUUCACUUUAGAAGACAUGUUACAAACAGGAUAUAAUAAUUUAAUUGAAGAGGGAAGACGUUAUUAUUCCGCAUAUCCGAAUAUUGUACACACAAUGGAAGAUUUUAGUUAUAAUCUCUGGGCUAACAUGACAAAAGUCGGAUGUGGACAAAUAAAGUUUAAGGAACCAAAUGGCUUGACUACGUAUCAUGGAGUUUGCAAUUAUGGUCCAAGUAGAAAGUAGAAAAAAUGUAUAAAAUACAAUAAAAAAAUAGAUUUGGCCAUUUUUCAAUAAUUUAAUUUAAAAGAUAAAAAGUAACAUAACAUAAACUUUUGUAUUUUUUAAAUACAUUAAUAUGAUGUGUCAUUCUUAUUUAGAUCCGGCAAAUUAAUGAAAAUAUUAUUAACAAAUUUUUGAUCAGGAGCAAUAUGAUGUAGUUUAUAUUAUAGAUAAAAAUAUUUUUACAAAGAAAUAUUUAUUAUUGUACUUGCGAGAAAAUGAAUGAAAUUAAUCAGCAGGACUAACAAAACAAAAUGUUUCAAUGUACGAAGUUCUUAACGAUGGAUUGAGGGGAGUUAAAUAAAAUUUCUCAUAUAUUUUCUA
Messenger RNA from Wasmannia auropunctata (little fire ant), 884 nucleotides. RefSeq names its product venom allergen 3-like. The record is from RefSeq and is a predicted model, not a curated record. NCBI's taxonomy places the organism in Eukaryota, Metazoa, Arthropoda, Insecta, Hymenoptera, Formicidae. The transcript is spliced from 4 exons. The coding region runs from base 87 to 524 and encodes 145 amino acids.